AUGUCUGAAUUUGAAUACACACAUCCAAUAGUGGAAAUGUCAAAUUCUUUUAGAAAAUAUCACAGAGCUGAAGAAUUAUUAAGAUUCUUAGCAUUAUUUAUUGAUUUACUAGCAAUGACGGUAGGUUUAAUACGUGCAUGGAGAUGGUGGUUUGCAUUUGAUGCUAUUGGUGACCUUAUGUGCAUCGCAAAGUUUACGAAAAAUAUUACUAUCACCUAUGAAGAUACUUCAUGUGGAACAAUUAUAACUGACUGGAGUUCAGCUACCUAUUCUAAUUGUGUUCAGUUCGAACCAGCAGUUGGAUGGUUUCUUAUCAUUGUAUUUACAGCAGUCUGUGUAGUAUUACUCGUUGGAUUGAUUGCUAUGCGCGGAUAUAUUAUCUGGGCAGUUGGUAUUGUGGGAUCUGCGAUUUUAGUAGUUCUUUCUGGACUGCAAUCUGUGUACUCAACUCAAGGUUAUUGUGUUCAAUUCGUUGCAAUUUUAAUGAAACUGCCUAAUUUACCAAAUCAAGUCCUCAGCCACCGAAGCUUAAUAAACUUAUGGUGGUAUCGUACUGGCUUUAGACAAUGGCUUGUAAAUUUAUUUACUAUUCAUGGAUAG
Messenger RNA from Dentiscutata erythropus, 600 nucleotides. NCBI's taxonomy places the organism in Eukaryota, Fungi, Glomeromycota, Glomeromycetes, Diversisporales, Gigasporaceae. The record is from the annotation of a GenBank genome assembly.